ACUCAGCUGAAACUCGGCCUCGCGGACACAAACCAUGUGGCCGUAGAGUUCUGGUUGUAGAGACCUCUCCUCUGGCCAACGGUCAGCGACAACUGUUUCAUACAGAGGCUACACAGCUACUGCAUAUAGAGACUCCACAGCUGAGUACAACAGCCCAGCAAAACAACACAAGGUCCAUUUACUGAAGAAUGAUCUCACACAAGGGUUUGGAGAAAAGCGCUCUUACAGAUGUUGGUCCUUUUGUCCAGACGUCAUGGACUUGGAUCAAUUUGUGAUGGCGGAUGGGGAUGACGAGGAUGAUGCAGCUCUUCAGUACAUGAUUGAACAGAGUCUGCUGGAGAACAACAGGAAGAAGGAAAGCAGCAAAGAUGAGAGAAGGCCCACAGACAUCAACACAAUCUUCACCGCCAUCAAACAAGGUAACGAGAAACUCCUGAAGGAUCAGCACAGAGACUCGUUCUUGCAGACAGACAGCAGGGGAUGGACGCCUCUUCAUGAGGCAGCAGCUCAGAGCAACCAAACCAUCCUGGAGCUCACGUUCAAAGCUUCAGGCCCAGACUCUGUGGAGAAACGUACUCUCCGUGGUCAGACUCCUCUCUUCCUGGCAGUAGAAAAAGGUCUAAUAGAAAACGUCUCCUUCCUCCUCAAACAUGGAGCCACGCCGGACUGCCAGGACCACGACAAGGACUCACCACUGUUUGUAGCGAUCCGUGCAGACCGCUCUGACCUGGUGAAGCUGCUGCUCUCGUGGGGCUCUGUUGUCAACCAGGAGGGCAUCCACGGCCGCCGACCCCUGCACGAGGCCUCGCGGCAGGGGAAACUAGGGCUGGUGACUAUGCUGCUUCAGGCCGGAGCACAGCCAGACCCCCGCAGCCACUAUGGCCUCACACCGCUGGCACUGGCUGCUCAGGGAGGACACCUGGAGGUGGUGGAGACUCUUCUGAGGAGAGGAGCAGAUGUCCUCUCUCAGGCGUACGAUGAGGCGUCCAUCUUGUACGAGGCGGCUACGACAGGAAAUCCAGCCAUCAUCAGUCUGCUGCUGGAGUACGGCGCUGACGCCAACGUUGCCAAACACACGGGACACAUGCCCAUCCACCGGGUCGCACACCGUGGACAUCUUCAAGCUCUGAAGCUGCUGAUUCCUGCCACCUCUAUGUCCGAUGUGAGCAACAGCGGGAUGAGUCCUCUUCACUCUGCGGCUGCAGGAGGACACACUCAGUGCAUUAAGGCUUUGCUGGAUGCUCGGUAUGACCCCAACUACAUGCUCCAUCCGUGGAUUCGGCAUAGCUACGACGAUGAGAGGAAGUCCGCUCUCUUCUUCGCUGUCACCAAUAACGACAUACCGUCAGCUAAACUGCUGCUGGAGGCCGGAGCCAUGACCAACCAAGACCCAGUCAAAUGUCUGCAGGUUGCGCUACGUCUUGGCAACUACGAGUUGAUCAACAUGUUGCUGCAGUACGGCGCCAACGUCAACUAUUACUGCAGAAUAAACACGACUCACUUCCCCUCGGCUCUGCAGUACGCUCUCAAAGACGAGGUGCUGCUCAGGAUGCUGUGUAACUAUGGUUACGACGUGGAGCGCUGCUUCCAUUGUCCCUAUGGAAACGGAUCUCACAUCCCUGAAGACUAUGAGGGAUGGACCAACACUGUAAUCAAAGACACUAUGUUCUGUGAGGUGAUCACCGUCUCCUGGUUGAAACACUUGUCGGGUCACGUGGUGCGUGUCAUGCUGGACUACUUGGAUCAUGCCAGACUCUGCUCUAAACUGAAGGCGGCUUUGAUGGAGCAGAAGCAGUGGCCCGACAUCUGCAGGCUGCAAGAAAACGCCCGGAGCCUGCAGCAUCUCUGUCGCCUGCAGAUCCGCCAGUGUCUCGGACGCCUCCGCCUCCGGUCCCCGACGUUCAUGAGCUUCUUGCCGCUGCCGGACCGGCUGAAGGACUACAUCCUGUACCGGGAGUUCGACCUACGUAGCAGCAACAUGGGCUCAGACAGCAGAGGGCGAAAACAAACCCGCCCUUCAUCUAUCUAUGAAUGAACAAAGCGGCAGAGAGUAAAUUUGUGUUGCGCUGCUUCUACCUUAGAGAUCUGCUGCAACCAGCUGAUGCUCUGCUCUGGGGUUUAAAGGGGGUUGGACAUUUUGUGGUUUAUCGCACUCACCUGGUCAGGUGCGCUAGACCAGGACAGGCAAACCAAGAAAGCUUGGUUUUCAUUUGCCAUAUUUUACAAUGUCAUACAAAGUUUAUGAAUAAUGCAUUGCAAUUACAACCCCCCCAGGGCCCCUGUCUUUCUACACUAGGAGGGAUUUUGCUUGCUUGGACUUGGGGUGCAACACAACAUCUUUUUUUCUAAGGCCCCCCAGAACCCAAGAUAUCCACUACACCUGCCUGGUGAUGUGAACCUUUUGGCUCGGCCUUAAUGUGUAGUUCAUUCCAUGUUGUGUAGGGUUCAGACUGUAACCUACCAGUAGGAGCUUUGUUUUCUCCCGCCUUUCCUCGUCCUGUUUGGGAGCCAGCUGUAGGUUUGGUUUGUUACCGUUUCCAUUCCUCUCGGUGUGUUGGUUAUUUGAAUAUUUCCUUUCUAGACAGGGGGUGUUUGUUUUUGCCUCGGCUCUCCCUGAUGCCAUAUUAUUCUCCUGUGAAUAAAACUUGUCUUAAAAUGGCUCAUCCAAUCUCCUCAUUUGUUGUAAGAGUCUGUAAAAUGUUAUUAAAUGUUUCCUCGUCAAACUGAAAACGGACGCAGAAAUAAAUCUAUUAGUACAGCAGCAACAUAUUCAUAAAAUGGCCAUUCAUCCGUUAUCUGUCACGUGUGAUGUCAAACAUACGGUCCGAGGGCCAAAGUCCUGCAAGAGGGUCCAAUGAAAAUUUUAACUGCACCUUUUCAAUAAAAGUAACUGCUAUUCCUAAUUCCUCUGCUAGGGGUCGCAAUGUUUCAAUAAGGAGCGCGGACACUUACACCCAGAACUAAACAGCAGGGGGCAGCAAUGCACCAAAAUUGCACUUAUUUUUCUUUUUUUUCCAGUUUGUUCAUUAAAUGUUUUGUAAAAGGACAUAUUUAUUAAUGUAAACAUUUUCAAGAUUUGCUUUGCACUAAAACGUGCGUUGUCUUCAUUUAAAGUUAAUAAUUUAUUGUGUUAGUCUUCUAGCCUCCCGGAGAUCAAGUUGAGCCGUAUGUGGCCCCUGAACUAAAAUGAGUUUGACCCUCCUGAUCUAGAGGGUCGAGACCUGUCGCAACUGUUAAUGUGCGAAAGGCUGGAGUCCUCCAUGAAAUUCCUAUUUCUGAAUUAAUAUUCCAGUGAAAUAUCCCCCCAGACUCCAAGUAAUUGUUUCCUUGUCUAAUUCUUAUUUGUUGUUAUGUUGCCUUGUUGUACAUCUCUAGGUACAGAAAAAGUUAAAAUAAAAUCAAUCAGGAUGCAACAUGUGUACAUAUUUAUCCACACAGCGUAGUAGCAAACCAUGAUAUUAAGGAAACUUUGUCAAAAAAGAAAACUUAAAACCAUAUGUUUUGCAAAAGGACGUGAUGUGAAGGUAUUUAUGGAAAGCACAGUGCUGUGAUGUGAUGUGAUGAAGAUGUAGGAUUAAUAUCUAUUUAUGAACUAUUACACUUGUAUUUUAUUUAACUAUUAAUAUGGAUAAACAUUCAUUAAGAAACUUUCACUUCUUCGGUCUAUAAAAAUGGUACAUGAUGGAUUCACAAAUCUCAGAGGUGUUAUUUAUUGCUGCACCAUAUUUAUUUGGGUCACACCAAAUUAUAAUCUACAUUAUUUAAGAUUUUUUUUUUUUUUUUAAUAUUUCCAUUGUGCCAAUACAAAUCUACUUGUUCUUGUUCUCAGAUCCUUUUGCUUAUUUGAAGGUAUAUAUUCCUAAUUUUAAUACAAUUUUUCUGUUUUUGCAAAGUAAAAUGUUAAAUCUUAAAGCUUUAAGGAGUCUCUAAAGGGUCUUUUCAAGUCUUCAAGGAACCCGGUGACACUGGAUCCUGCGACGCUCCAGAGGUUUCUGCAGCAGCAGCUCUUCACCUGUCGAGAGAAGCCCUGAAUGUGUCAGGAAACACGACGCGAGCCCAAAAGCUUCUGGAAAGAUUUAAUCUCAUUUACUUUCACUGCUCUAACAAACAGUCAGGAUGAUGUCAGAUGCAGAAAAUGCUGCUAAAUAAGUCCAAUCAGUCGCUGAGAGGCUAAUAUCCAUGAUCUGAGAGGACCGUAACACGGUGACUCAAACAUGAGGACGUUGAUGUGCAUGCAGUUCUUUAACCAACUCCUUAAAUGUGAAGUGAAACAAACCAAAGACUAAAGAUGGCGUCUACGUUUUUUUUUUUUUUUUUUU
Molecule: messenger RNA, 4319 nt
Organism: Mugil cephalus (flathead mullet)
Lineage: Eukaryota; Metazoa; Chordata; Actinopteri; Mugiliformes; Mugilidae
Product: dynein axonemal heavy chain 12-like
Exons: 13
Coding region: 254-2035 (593 amino acids)
Biological process (GO): intracellular signal transduction
Molecular function (GO): protein binding
Source: RefSeq, a predicted model, not a curated record